UCUAAUUUUUCAGCUGUUACUACAAGCCGUCGGUGUUGUGCACAUUCUCCUCAGAUCACCCCAACAAGAUCCCAAAAAUCCAAAUGCAACCCAAGAAAAACACCCCCUUUUCCUUUCACAUUGUCCUUUUCAACAAAUUUCUGCAUUUGGGUUUCUGAAAUUAACCCUUCAAAUCCCAGUUUUUGUUCUCAAUUUUAAAGGUUCUAAAUUGGGUUAGAGGAUAAAACAAAGGAAAAAAAAGAGCUAUGCAUUCUAUAAAAGAUACAGUUUCUGAGAAACUUUCAAGUCUAUUUUCAGCUUCCCCUUCUAAAUCUGUUGAUCAACAAACUCAGGCCAGGCCGUAUACUAAGGAAGGAAAAUCUGUAACAUCUAUCCUUUCUUUCCUUCUCCCAUCGACAUAUUCUGAGAAUAUAAGAUAUCGAGAUGAUGUCAAACCACUUCAAUCACAUUCUUUUACAUGGAGAAGUAAAAGUUUCUCGUGGCGCGAUAAACCUCUGGAUGAUUUUGAGGAUCACGAUGAUUACAAAGAGAUACCAGACGUUUAUCCAGAAGAAAGUGAAAAUGGCUGCAACAGGACUUCACUUUGUGUAAAGAAGGGAACAGUAAAUACAGACAGGGAUAAUGGAGAGCCUAAUUCCGCAAGUAGCAUUGCGAGUGGUUCUGAAACUUUUGAAGAUGCUCCGGAUAGACACAGUUUUGAGCAGUCCAUGGCAUAUCUAACCACUGAUUCUGUUUUCAUCACUCCAGAUUUAUAUGAUUUUUUCCAGUCUUCCCUUCCUAAUAUAGCGAAAGGUUGUCAAUGGGUCUUGUUAUAUAGCACGGCCAGACAUGGUAUAUCACUUCGUACUCUUAUUCGGAAGAGUGCCGAUCUUUCUGGUCCUUGCUUGCUGAUUACUGGUGAUAAGCAGGGUGCUGUAUUUGGUGGGUUGCUUGAGGCACCAUUGAGGCCUACUGCAAAGAGGAAGUACCAAGGAACAAAUCAAACAUUUGUAUUCACAACUCUAUAUGGUGAACCAAGGUUAUUUAGACCAACAGGUGCCAAUAGAUAUUUUUACUUGUGUUUGAAUGACGUCCUCGCACUUGGAGGAGGUGGAAAUUUUGCUUUAAGCUUGGAUGGUGAUUUGUUAUUUGGCAGUAGUGGACCUUGUGAAACAUUUGGGAACUCAUUCUUGGCACAUGAUCAAGAGUUUGAACUGAGGAAUGUUGAGCUAUGGGGUUUUACACACGCAUCCCGUUACCUCACCACAUCCGAAGCAUGAAUUUAUUUCAUAGCUAUAUCUUGGGAGUACAGUUAUUUAUUCUUUCAUGUCCAUGAAGCAGUUCUCUCUUAUAAUCCUGGAGGCUUCCUGUUGUACAUGGGCUUGUUGUAGCCUAGUGUGAUUUUAGCAAUUGUGGGUUGAUAUGCAUAUAGGUAAUUCUUUAUCCUUCUAUAUUUA
Molecule: messenger RNA, 1436 nt
Organism: Nicotiana tabacum (common tobacco)
Lineage: Eukaryota; Viridiplantae; Streptophyta; Magnoliopsida; Solanales; Solanaceae
Product: oxidation resistance protein 1
Source: RefSeq, a predicted model, not a curated record